Messenger RNA from Salvia miltiorrhiza (redroot sage), 762 nucleotides. Its product is annotated as histidine-containing phosphotransfer protein 2-like. Gene Ontology annotation, biological process: phosphorelay signal transduction system; phosphorylation; cytokinin-activated signaling pathway. The transcript is spliced from 7 exons. Lineage: Eukaryota; Viridiplantae; Streptophyta; Magnoliopsida; Lamiales; Lamiaceae. Gene Ontology annotation, cellular component: nucleus; cytoplasm. Bases 104 to 559 code for a protein of 151 amino acids. Gene Ontology annotation, molecular function: protein histidine kinase binding; histidine phosphotransfer kinase activity. The record is from RefSeq and is a predicted model, not a curated record.
AAAACUUUGACGAACUCCAAACUAUCAAACAAAUAAAAAAGCAAAAGGUUGUGCCGCAAAAUCUAAAAAAAAUUCAUCAGAAUUUGGCGCUGCUGAAAACAGCAUGGAUUACAGGAGCAUGGAUACAGAAGCACUUGACCGAAUGCUGCUUGAUAGCAUUCAUGAACUCGAACAACAAAAAUUGGUGGAUCACCAUUUCCGACAAUGCCAUUCAUUGAAAGAGGACAAUGGUUUGUCAUUUUUCUUGGACCUCAUUCUCAUUUUUCUCAAUGAUGCUGAAGCAACAAUGAGUGAAAUGGCAGAGAUUAUGUAUCAAGAAGUUGUGGACUUCAAUAAAAUAUAUUCAUAUUAUAUCAAGCUUAAAGGAAGUUCUGCAUGCUUUGGUGCUUGUCGAAUUAAAGCUGCGUGCUCUAAUUUACGCCAUGCUAUUGACAAUAAAUCCAAAGAAGGGUGUUUGGAGGCACUAAGUCUUAUGAAAGAUGAACACAAGAAUCUGCAUGACCAGUUGAAUAGCAUUAUCAAGAUUGAGGAGGAACUUUUUUCUAGAGCUAUGGGAUAGGAGCAACGGCCAUGCUUAUCCAUGGAGUGUAUGCAAGAAUAUAUAUAUAUAUAUAUAGCAUAAGCAACACUUUUCUUUCUAACUUUAUACUUAUUUUCUUUUUUUAGCCUCUAAGUAUAUAAUCUUGAAAUUAUUACAGCAAAUCGUCCCAACAUUGUACACUCCAUUACAUUUGGCUGUUUUAUUGAAGGAAAUGAAACAAC